Messenger RNA from Stegostoma tigrinum, 3766 nucleotides. RefSeq names its product acyl-CoA synthetase long chain family member 1a (gene acsl1a). The record is from RefSeq and is a predicted model, not a curated record. Gene Ontology annotation, cellular component: membrane; endoplasmic reticulum. Gene Ontology annotation, molecular function: arachidonate-CoA ligase activity. NCBI's taxonomy places the organism in Eukaryota, Metazoa, Chordata, Chondrichthyes, Orectolobiformes, Stegostomatidae. Gene Ontology annotation, biological process: long-chain fatty acid metabolic process; very long-chain fatty acid metabolic process; long-chain fatty-acyl-CoA biosynthetic process. The transcript is spliced from 22 exons. Bases 181 to 2385 code for a protein of 734 amino acids.
GCGUGGACGCUCAGUGAAGAGCUGGAGGCUGACUCUUGUUGUGGACACAUGGUGGAAACGCUGGAUUGUGGUUCCCGUCAGCAAAGAUGAGGAACGACACCACUUUGAUUGGGACAACACAUCCGUCCUAGGACAAGCCAAAGUGGGACAUAACACCAGCGCUUCACCGGAGGCUCACUGAUGAUGUUACCUAGAAUGGUGAUGAAACGUCUGAAAACGAACCUUCCAGCUCAGCAAGCAAACUUACAUCCAGAACCUCAACCUGAAAGGGAAUUUCCAUUUACAACUAUGCAAGCAAGUGAUCUGGUGACACACCUGCGCAUCCCAGAACUUUGGGAAGUCCGGCAGUUCGUUCGCUCUCUUCCACCAUCGGCUCUAAUAGGCAUUGGCACCAUUGCAGCGCUUAUAGCAUACUGGUAUGCCACAAGACCAAAGCCACAGAAACCCCCAUGUGACCUGACUAUGCAGUCUGUUGAAGUGGAGAGUGCUGAAUUUGCUCGGAAAAGUGUACUACUUAAACAGAGAGAUAUGAUAACUUCGUACUAUGUGGAUGUAAAAACGUUAUAUGAUGUGAUGCAAAGGGGUUUAAUUGUAUCAAAUAAUGGUCCUUGUUUGGGGUCCAGGAGCCCAAAUCAACCUUAUCAGUGGAUAGCCUACCGAGAAGUUAUAUCCAGAGCAGAACAUGUGGGUUCAGGGUUAUUCACACGAGGGUACAGACCAGGGAAUAAUCAAUUUAUAGGAAUAUUUGCGCAAAACAGACCAGAAUGGGUUAUUAUUGAACAGGCCUGUUAUACUUACUCCAUGGUGAUGGUGCCAUUAUAUGAUACAUUGGGGGAUGAAGCCAUUUCCUACAUCUUAAACAAAGCGGAUAUUGCAGUUGUAUUCUGUGACACACAAGCCAGAGCAGAAGCUGUAUUAUACGGUGUGGAAAGUAAGCAAACACCAGAUGUUAAGACCAUCAUUAUUAUGGAUCCUUUUGGAGCUGAGCUGAAGCAAAGAGGAAUUCAGAGUGGAGUCGAAAUUGUAUCCUUGAAGACAAUAGAGUAUGCUGGAAGAGACCAGAAAUGGAAACCAAAACCACCUCAACCUGGCGACUUGGCUGUUAUUUGUUUUACAAGUGGAACCACAGGAAAUCCUAAAGGAGCAAUGCUGACGCAUAGAAACAUCAUAGCUAAUUUCUCCGCAUUUGUGCAAGUCACAGAGAAUGUGAACGUCCCAACUCCAGAUGAUACUCUAAUAUCUUUCCUGCCUCUGGGUCAUAUGUUUGAAAGAUUGGUGGAGAUUGUGGUUCUAUGCCAUGGUGCACGAAUUGGCUUCUUUCAGGGAGACAUCAGACUGCUAAUGGAUGACAUCAAAGUUUUGCGGCCAACUAUUUUUCCUGUUGUUCCCCGUCUGCUGAAUAGGAUGUAUGAUAAGAUCCACAGCCAGGCCAGCAGCUUUAUAAAAAGGUGGAUAUUGCAAUUAGCAACUUGGAGAAAAACAGCAGAGCUUCGAAAAGGCAUAAUGCGACGCAACAGCAUAUGGGAUACAUUGGUCUUCCGUAAAAUACAGGACAGUCUUGGAGGCCGGGUAAGAUUAAUGGUAACUGGUGCGGCUCCCGUGUCCGAGACCGUGCUUACCUUCAUCAGGGCUGCUGUAGGUUGCCAGUUUUAUGAGGGAUAUGGACAAACUGAGUGCACAGCAGGAUGUUCAAUGACCAUUCCUGGAGAUUGGUCAGCAGGACAUGUUGGAGCUCCAAUGCCUUGUAAUCUGAUUAAACUUGUUGAUGUAGAAGAAAUGAACUAUUUUGCAAGAGAAGGGGAGGGUGAGAUUUGUGUAAAAGGGACAAAUGUUUUCCGUGGUUACUUAAAAGACUCUGAGAAAACAGCAGAAGCUCUGGAUAACCAUGGCUGGUUGCACACAGGGGAUAUAGGAAAGUGGCUGCCAAAUGGCACUCUGAAGAUAAUCGACCGAAAGAAGCACAUCUUCAAACUGGCACAGGGCGAGUACAUUGCACCAGAGAAAAUUGAGAACAUCUACGUGCGAAGUGAGCCUGUGGCUCAGGUGUUUGUCCACGGUGACAGUCUGCAGGCCUUUCUGGUGGGAAUUGUAGUUCCUGAUCCCGAAGUGUUACCUGCAUGGGCACAAAAGAGAAAUAUUACAGGGACAUUUGAGGAAUUGUGUAAAAACAAGGUUUUAAAAGAUGCUAUUUUAGCAGAUUUAACACGAAUUGGAAAGGAAGCUGGACUCAAGUCAUUUGAACAAGUGAAAGAUAUCAUUCUGUAUCCUGAGAUGUUUACUGUUCAAAAUGGCCUUCUGACUCCAACAUUCAAGGCAAAGAGGCCUCAGCUGAAAAUUUUCUUUCGUUCACAAAUUGCUGAACUUUACAAAAACGUCACUGUAUAAACAAACACAUUUUCUGAAGUAAAUUUAGUUAAUGGCCUUGUUGAUUUAAUAAUGGUAAACUGUUAACAGACGCUUUGCAAUGAUCUCCGACAAGAGUAUAUAUAAUAUAUAUUCAUAUUUUGUACAAGCCUUGUGAGCCAAAAAUAUCAGAGCAGAUCACUGUUUAAAUAUAUGGAUUUCCAAAAUGCCUUAUAUUUGGAACAUUCAUCUCUAUCAUGGGGGAAUGGAAUAGCAAACUUGAAAUGAAAUGGAAGCACAAAUUAAGUUGCACAUGAAUGGAAGAUGUACAGUUGUCUCAAAUGCACUAUUGAAUAACAUUCUUUUUAUAUCAAUGUACACAGCAACUGUUGCACAAAUAUCUAAAAAUGAAAUGAAGAGCAACACUAAACGUUUUAACAAAAUUACAUCUUUAAUUUAUGAUAUCUCCCGAAGAUUUAAUAUUUGAUGUAUAAGGGAAAAGGCUCGGCAUUGUAAAUGAUUUUUGUACACAGAACAAAAACAGAAUUUGCGAAAUUGUCAGUAAAACUAAAAUAAAAGUAUGUUUUAUGUAUUUCUGUUCAUCACUCAGUUGUAUGCAUUGAUGACAGAAAAUUACUUGCUGUGCUUAAAGGUAUAUAUUGUCACCUCAUGAAGAAUAUUAUAUGACUACUCCGAACUUCCACUGCCCACUGACUGGUACUUUGUGAUCCAGACAGCAAAACCUGUUUCUACAGUAUUUGUAGCCAGUUCUACUGUAGUUGGCAUCCUUUGCAUUCUCAACCAUCUUGCAAUCUUUGAGUGGAGGACUUGCAAAGAACAAUCAUAACUCAGUCCAGAAGUGAUUCUUCCAACCAGUUUGGGAGCACGCAGUAUAUUGUGCGGCACUGGCGCACUCAGAGGUUUGAGAAUCAGGUAAUAUUAACAGGCUUGCUGACUGCAUAAUUAUUUUUCCAAUAGAAAUUGGCCUUUAUUCAUGAAAGCUGAUACUUUCACAUUACUGGGAAAAGAUUCAAUGAAAUCCAAUAUUAACCUUAUGUACUUUGCUAUAAGCUGGAAGACCCUGCUUUAGUAAAUGCAGAUUACUUUUUAUGUAUUCUUGUGCCUUCACAAUGGGAUAAGAACCAUGCAUAUGUGUUCUGAAGUCAAGCAAUGAGUGUUCAUUAAUAUUUUAUCAAUCCAGUACACCCCACCUUGGUAUACUUUUUUGUAAGUGAAACAUUAAUUAUAUAAGGAAGCAAAUGGUAUACAUAGGAUACUUGGUGAAUGCAUGGUGUUCAUGGACCAUGAUGACUUAGAUUUGUCUUAUUGAAUCAUCCAUUAUAGGAUGGGUGUAGGAUACUGAUUGUGGAUGAUCAGCCAUGAUCAUAAUGAAUGGUGGUGCUGGCUUGAAGGGCGGAAUGGC